UCCACCAAGCUGGUAGACUAACAUGGAUUGGUAGUACUUGACAGAAAUGUUUUAUUUAUUUAUUACUGUACUUUAAGUGAAAAUUUAUAGUUCAAGUUAGUUUCUCAUACAAAAAUAUAUACACACAUUGUUAUGUGACCCUAGUAAAUUUGCUCUCCUUAUAAUGCAACAGCACACUUCUCCUUUCUACCCUGUAUUUUCCAAGUGCAUUCAACCAGCUCCUGUCCCUUUCUGCUUUCUCAUCUCACCUCUAGUCAGGAACUGCCCAUUUCAUCUCAUGUAUCUACUUGAGCUAAGAAGCACACUCUUCACAAGUAUCAUUUUACAGCCCAGUCUAAUCGUUGUCUGAAGAGUUGGCUUUGGGAGUGGUUUUAGUUUUGAGCUAACAGAGAGUCUGGGGGCCAUGUCUUCCAGGGUCCCUCCAGUCUCAGUCAGACCAUUAAGUCUGGUCUUUUAACUAGAAUUUGAGUUCUGUACCCCACUUUUCUUCUGCUCUGUCAGGGACUCUCUGUUGUGUUCCCCAUCAGAGCAGUCAUUGGUGGUAGCUGGGCACCAUCUAGUUCUUAUGGUCUCAGGCUGAUGGGAUCUCUGAUUUAUGUGGCCCUUUCUGUCUCUUGGGCUCAUAUUUUCCUUGUGUCUUUGGUGUUCUUCUGAUUUUUUUUUUUUUAAUUCCUGGGAAAAGAUACUUAUGACAGUCAUAUCCAGGAUUCUCGAUGCAUCUGGCUCCUCAGAGUCAUUUUAGUCAAAUUGGAAGAAAGGCAGAGAGGGUUAAAAAUGGAUGAUGGGGCUCUUAAUAUCAGCCAGCUGUAGUACAUGUAGAGAAGUGAGGGAACAACCAUUCUGGUGCCAAUAAAUUAACUCAUGUACCAGAGAGAUCAUGGCCCAGGUCAGCCUGCGUGAUCCUGAUCAAAAUGGAUCCAGAAAUUAUAGUUAUGACACUUUCUAUCGGUUGCCAAUUUUUAUAGGGCUUUACCGUUAACCAUUUUCCCCCUGAAAAUUACCUUGAUUAAUUGUUACACUAAUUGUGAAAGGUAGUCAUUUUUUAUUAUUUGUAUUUGAUUGAUCAGAAACUUGAGGCUGGGGAAGGUCAAGUGACUUUUCCAGAUUCCAGGCUAGUGGGACAUGGAACCAGGAUUUAAGUUUUCUAAGAGUUUUCUCCUAUCCCCCGCCUGUGAAGAUUUCUGAGACAGCCUAGCUUUUGUUCGUAUUCAUAUCCUCGGUAUCCAUUAGGAUCCUGAUAUAUGGUAAGAAUUUAAUAAAUGUUUAUUGAAUGAACAUAUAAAUGAAUAACAAAUGAAGGAAUGACAACUUGAGUUUUGAGAAUAUCUUUGAUAAUAAAAAAUUGAGUUCCUCCAAAGUAUUACUCUGUUAUUAAAGGAAAACGAAAAAUAAUUCAUUUGCAGUCAUAUACUCAACUUCACAGGAAAAAACAAAACGAAACUCUUCUAUCCAAAUAGAGCUGUUAUUUACCUCUCUGGCCUCUUUUGAGACCAAAGCCCUAAUCUUAAAUCCUUAAAAUGUGUAUCCAUUUUAGUAUAUGAUGUUUCUUUUCGAUUAAUAUUAUUACCAAGAAACUCUUUCUUGUUUUUGCCAGGUUUUAUAUAUUUUUUUUGUGACUAAAGAUUUGUUGAAAUUGAUACAUCUUAGUUUAACCAUUGCCCACUGUGGGCACUGGAGAGUUUUCAUUUUUUUUUUUCCCCCUCUUAAAUGAAAUGCAAUGCAACAUGCUAAAAAAUGCAGUGAUCAACAUUUAUGGACAGCUAGCUUUUACUUCCUUCUAAAUUAUUUCCUGGAGUCCCUGGGUGGUGCAAAAAGUUAAGAUGCUUGUCUGCUGUCAUGGAUUGAAUUGUAUCCCCCCAAAAUCUGCGUCAACCUUGCUAGGCCAUGAAUCUCAGGAUUGUGUGGUUCUCCAUUGUGUGAUCUGAUGUAAUUAUCCUCAGUUUUGUGAUAUGUUUUGAAUCCUAUCUUCUUGAUGUUGAUGAGGCAGGAUUAGAUUAUGUUAAUGAGGAUUAGGUUAUAUUUGUUAUGUUAAUGACAGGAUUAGGGUGAGAUGUAUCUUGAGUCAUACCACACCUUCUUAAGUCACCACUCUUACUCAAGUCACACUCUUGCUUGAGUCACAUGUUUUUUCUUACAAGAGAUAAAAGGAGAGAGAAGGAGGCAGAGAGAGAGGGACCUCAUUACCAUGAAGAAGAAGAGCCAGGAGCACAGUGUCCUUUGGACCUGGUGUCCCUGCGCUGAGAACCUCUUAGACCCAAGGAAAGAUCGAUGCCAAGACACGUGGAGAUCUUCAAGGAACGCCAGGCCCACAGAUUUUGAAAGAAGUCAGUGAUCUUCCCUGGAGCCAACAGAGAGAGAGAGAGCCUUCCCUUAGAGCUGUUGCCCUGAAUUUGGACUUCUGGCUUCCUAAAUUGUGAGAGAAUAAAUUUCUGUUUGUUAACACCAUCCACUUGUGCUAUUUCUGUUAUAGUGGCACUAAAUAACUAAGACAGCUGCUAACUGAAAGGUUGCCAAUUUGAGUCCACCCAGAGGUGCUUCGGAAGAAGGCCUGGUGAUCUACUGAAAAAUCAGCCAUUGAAAACCUGUGGAGCACAGUUCUACUCUGCCACACAUGCGGUUGCUGAACUGAAGAGAAUCCUGACUACGACGACUAGCCAGACCAGAGGACCAGCGCCUACCCUCCCAGAGCUUUUCUGCCUGGCUUCCUCCGGCUCCCAGGUGACCUGCAGCAGGACUUCUGAACUUAACAUCGUUGUCUUGACACAUAUUUCUUCCUCUAGACCCUAACACUGAAGUUUGCUGAACUCUGUCUGCUGAGGACCCCAGGAGCUAGCUUUCUGAGCUGCCCGACAGAUCAUCUCAAACGGACAUAAUCUGAGGCUACAACAAAAAACCAAACAACAAAGAAAAUGAACUAGAGCCUUUUGAAACCCAGGAUCCGUAGCAUCUGUACACCACUCUUGGGGAGGACCAGUGCGAAGGUUCAGAAGAGUCAUCUGUUGUUUUAAUCCUUAUUCCUGUGACCAUUAAGAAGAUUCUUUUUCCAUGUGUCUUUUGCUAAAUUGAUGUAUUCUUCUAUGAAGUUGAUGGGAUUUACAAUACAUAGGGAAAUCACAUAAAAUGGUGGACAAUCACACAAUCCUGGACUCAUGACUCAGAUUCCAACAAUGUCUCACCCAUCCUGGCUGCCACCCAAAAGCACUGCAGAGCCCCUUGGUCAUGUGCCUGCACGGAUGGAGACCACCCAUUCCUUUGGGACCCCUAGCAUUUCCGUGUCCACACAACAGCCACCCAAGAAGUUUGCACCAGUAGUUGCUCCAAAGCCCAAGUACAACCCAUACAAGCAACCUGGAGGCGAGGGUGAUUUUCUUCCACCCCCACCUCCACCUAUAGAUGAUCCCAGUGCCCUUCCAUCUGGCUCUGGAAACUUCCCUCCUCCACCACCGCUUGAUGAAGGUGCUUUCGGAGUGCAGGUGGGACCAGUCUUUGGAGAAGGAUAUCAUGCUUGGUCAAGUGGAGAGUCAGCGAAAAAGAGGAAGAUCGUCAAUGAGCAGGGAAAUCCCGGAGGCAAGACCCUUGAGGAGAGGCGCUCCAGCCUGGAUGCAGAGAUUGACUCCUUGACCAGUAUCUUGGCUGACCUGGAGUGUAGCUCCCCCUACAAGCCUCGGCCCCCACAGGGCUCUGCUAGUUCAACAGCCUCUCCACCGGUCUCUACCCCUGUCACAGGACACAAGAGAAUGGUCAUCCCAAACCAGCCUCCUCUAACAGCCACCAAAAAGUCGACAUUGAAACCACAGCCUGCGCCCCAGGCUGGACCCAUCCCAGUGGCUCCAGUUGGAACGUUCAAGCCUCAGCCUCAGCCGGUCCCAGCCUCCUACACCACAGCAUCCACCCCUUCAAGACCUGCCUUCAAUGUGCAAGUGAAGUCAGCUCAGCCCAGCCCUCAUUACAUGUCUGCCCCUUCACCAGGACAACUGUACGGUCCAGGGCCCCAAGGCUACAGCACUCAGCCAGUGCCGGUUCCUGGACAGUGCCCACCUCCUUCAACCCGGGGAGGCAUGGAUUAUGCAUAUAUCCCACCACCAGGACUUCCCCCUGAUCCUGGGUAUGGGUAUGCCCCCAACCAAGCACGCUAUUACGAUGGCUAUUACCCAGGAGGGUCUGGCUAUGGGGGCAGAAAUGACGCUGAUCCUGCCUGUAGUCAACAAGGUCCCCAGAAUACCUGGAAGCGGGAACCAGGAUACGCUCCUCCUGGAGCAGGCAACCAGAACCCUGCUGGGAUGUAUCCUGUCCCUGCUCCCAAGAAGACCUAUAUCACGGAUCCUGUUUUAGGUCCUAGUGUACCACCGAUGCAACCAAAGGGUGGACACCCAGGGUCUAUGGGGCCUCCAGCUGCCCCCUCCUCGUUCCGUCCGGAAGAUGAGCUCGAGCACCUGACCAAGAAGAUGCUGUAUGACAUGGAGAAUCCGCCUGCUGAUGAAUACUUUGGCCGUUGUGCUCGCUGUGGGGAAAACGUGGUUGGGGAAGGUACAGGCUGUACUGCCAUGGAUCAGGUCUUCCACGUGGAUUGUUUUACCUGCAUCAUCUGUAACAACAAGCUCCGGGGGCAGCCUUUCUAUGCCGUGGAAAAGAAAGCGUACUGUGAGCCCUGCUACAUUAAUACUCUGGAGCAGUGCAACGUGUGCUCCAAGCCCAUCAUGGAGCGGAUUCUCCGUGCCACCGGGAAGGCCUACCAUCCUCACUGCUUCACCUGUGUGAUGUGCCACCGCAGCCUAGAUGGGAUCCCGUUCACCGUGGACGCCGGCGGGCUCAUUCACUGCAUUGAGGACUUUCACAAGAAAUUUGCUCCCCGAUGUUCUGUGUGUAAGGAACCCAUCAUGCCAGCCCCAGGCCAGGAGGAGACUGUGCGCAUCGUGGCUCUGGAUCGCGAUUUCCAUGUUCACUGCUACCGCUGUGAGGAUUGUGGUGGUCUCCUGUCUGAAGGAGAUAACCAAGGCUGCUACCCCCUGGACGGACACAUUCUCUGCAAGACCUGCAACUCUGCCCGCAUCAGGGUGCUGACCGCCAAGGCUAGCACUGACCUUUAGGGCCAGCCGCCUGUUUAGUAGGCUAGUGGGUGACACUGAGAACGAAACACAAGAAAAUGAUAAGCAAAGAAAUAGAGCAAUAGAGGAAAGCAAAUCACA
This is a messenger RNA of Loxodonta africana (African savanna elephant), 5186 nucleotides long. RefSeq names its product LIM domain containing preferred translocation partner in lipoma (gene LPP). Gene Ontology annotation, biological process: cell-cell adhesion. NCBI's taxonomy places the organism in Eukaryota, Metazoa, Chordata, Mammalia, Proboscidea, Elephantidae. The record is from RefSeq and is a predicted model, not a curated record. Gene Ontology annotation, cellular component: focal adhesion; stress fiber. The coding region runs from base 3150 to 5087 and encodes 645 amino acids. The transcript has 17 exons.